Messenger RNA from Xenopus tropicalis (tropical clawed frog), 1364 nucleotides. RefSeq names its product solute carrier family 10 (sodium/bile acid cotransporter), member 6 (gene slc10a6). The record is from RefSeq and is a predicted model, not a curated record. Gene Ontology annotation, cellular component: membrane. The transcript has 6 exons. Bases 25 to 1092 code for a protein of 355 amino acids. Lineage: Eukaryota; Metazoa; Chordata; Amphibia; Anura; Pipidae.
UCAAAUAACAUUAAGAUUACCAAGAUGUCCAACAACUGCACAAACUUGACGUUAUGUUUUAAUGAUACAACCACUGACUCAGAAGGAUAUGGAAUCUUGUCAACGAUAUUCAGUACUACAAUGACUGUAAUGCUGGCCUUGGUGGUGUUUUCAAUGGGUUGUACUGUUGAAGCUCUUAAAGUAUGGGGUCAUUUAAGACGGCCAUGGGGAAUCAUCAUAGGACUUGUGUGUCAGUUUGGAUUGAUGCCAUUAAUAGCCUAUCUCUUAGCCAUCACAUUUUCAGUAAAGCCAACUCAAGCUGUAGCUAUCUUAAUUAUGGGAUGCUGUCCUGGUGGCGUGAUCUCCAAUAUCUUUACUUUAUGGGUAGAUGGAGACAUGGAUCUCAGCAUCAGUAUGACAUCAUGUUCGACCAUUCUAGCUUUGGGGAUGAUGCCAUUUUGUCUCUUCAUCUACUCACGUUCCUGGGAACUGGCAAAAAGCAUUAAAAUACCAUAUUACAACAUAGGAAUGGCACUUUUUAGUGUAGUUAUUCCUGUUGGAUUUGGAGUUUUUGUUAACUACAAAUGGCCAAAUCAAGCAAAAAUUAUUUCCAAGGCUGGUUCAAUCAUUGGAGGACUACUCAUGCUUGUUAUAGGAGUAGCCAGCGCAGUUUUAUACAAAGGAUCGUGGGACACAGACCUUUCCAUCUUGUUAAUAGCCAUCAUCUAUCCACUUCUUGGCUACAUUUCUGGCUUUGGCUUGGCUGUUAUUGUUCAGCAACCUUGGAAAAGAUGCAGAACUAUUGCCUUAGAAACCGGAGCCCAGAAUGUGCAUUUGUCUUCCACUGUUCUACAGCUGUCUUUUACCCCAAAGCAACUGGUCCAGAUGUUCACCUUUCCUAUGAUAUACGCAUCAUUUCAACUCCUUAAUGGAAUGCUUUUAGUGGCUGUCUACCAGCUUUAUAAAAGAAAAUAUUGCUGCAGAACCACGGAAAUAUCAGAGAAUCAAUCAGAGAGGUGCGUCACUAUUAACGAGCUGCCAAUUAAUGGGAACAUAAAUAUGAACUUUGAACAUGAAGAUGACAGAAUUACUUGCACAGAAAAGGGUAUUUGAAAUAACAUUUGCAAUACAUGUGAGCACUUAUCUGAAUUACCAACUCUCCAUAAGGAUACCCGCUGAUGCAUAAGUAGGCAGAGGUCCCAACUCAUUUUAUCACAUCACGGUCAUAUGGUAAAACAAUUACUUUCUAAGAAUCAUAAGCACCAACGUGAGUUUUGGCACUCUAUUGCAUUGUGUUUGUCAGAAGACUCCUUUAUUCCAGAGGCUAAUACAGGUAUGUGAUCCAUUUUCAGCAAUCCCAUUAUCCAGAAAGUUCUGAACUACGA